This is a messenger RNA of Juglans regia (Persian walnut), 1777 nucleotides long. Its product is annotated as pentatricopeptide repeat-containing protein At4g02820, mitochondrial. The record is from RefSeq and is a predicted model, not a curated record. Gene Ontology annotation, molecular function: protein binding. NCBI's taxonomy places the organism in Eukaryota, Viridiplantae, Streptophyta, Magnoliopsida, Fagales, Juglandaceae. The transcript has 2 exons. Gene Ontology annotation, cellular component: mitochondrion. Bases 116 to 1663 code for a protein of 515 amino acids.
AGGUGGCUCUUGCUCCGCUCGAAGAAUGCACUGAGCCGUCAAAGCAGUUUUUGUUUGUCGAAGUAAGGGCGAGCGGAAGUCUCCAUAGUUGUCAUCGACAAAGAGUGUUACUUUCAUGAGCAUGAUGCUACGCUAUGUCCGCUCAUCCCUUUGUUACGCCCGCAACUUCUCGACGGAAGUGGCGGCGGUGAAUACCGUAGCAACGGGCCGCACCGCCACAACAAAAAGCGCCGGUGGCGGCAGAGACACGCUGGGCCGUAGGCUUCUUAGCCUGGUGUACAGAAAACGUAGCGCCGUCAUUGCCAUACGGAAAUGGAAAGAAGAAGGCCAUACGGUGCGCAAGUAUGGGCUCAACCGUAUCGUCCGCGAGCUCCGCAAGGUCAAGCGAUACAAACACGCCCUGGAGAUCUGUGAAUGGAUGAGACUGCAGCAAGACAUUAAGCUGCUACCAGGUGACUAUGCUGUCCACUUGGACUUGAUUGCAAAAGUUCGCGGUUUAAAUAGUGCAGUAAAGUUCUUUGAGGAUCUUCCUGAUCAAAUGACAGGCCAGCCCACCUAUACAGCUCUUCUCCAUGUAUAUGUCCAAAACAAGUUGUCAGCCAAAGCUGAGGCUCUCAUGGAGAAAAUGUCGGAAUGUGGUUUCUUGCAGAAUCCGAUUCCUUAUAACCACAUGCUCUCUCUGUAUAUCUCAAGUGGGCAGCUAGAGAAGGUUGAAGAAAUGAUUCAGGAACUAAAGAGGAACACUUCACCAGAUGUUGUUACCUACAAUCUAUGGUUAUCUGUCUGUGCUUCCCAAAAUGACGUUGAAACCGCAGAAAAAGUUUUCCUUGAGCUAAAGAAAGCAAAGUUAGAUCCGGAUUGGGUUACAUAUAGUGCCCUAGCCAACUUGUACAUAAAAAAGUCUCUUCUUGAAAAAGCAUCACAUACUUUGAAGGAGAUGGAGAAAAAGGCAUCUCGGAAAAAUCGAGUUGCAUAUUCUUCUCUCCUAAGUUUGCAUACAAACAUGGGGGAUAAGGAUGGAGUUUCUCGAAUCUGGGAAAAGAUGAAAUCAUGUUUUCGCAAAAUGAAUGAUGCUGAAUAUACUUGCAUGUUGUCUUCACUUGUGAAGCUUGGGGAGUUUAAAGAAGCUGAGAAUCUCUAUAGCGAGUGGGAGUCAGUUUCUGGGACUGGUGAUUCUAGGGUCUCAAACAUACUUCUUGCAGCUUAUAUCAACCGAAACCAGAUGGAAAUGGCUGAAAACUUUUAUAAUCGAAUGGUAGAAAAGGGUAUCACUGCAAGUUACACUACUUGGGAGCUUCUUACAUGGGGUUAUUUAGAAAAGAGGCAGAUGGAAAAAGUUUUAGAUUAUUUCAAAAAAGCUGUUGCUAGCGUGAAAAAGUGGGAUCCAGACGAAAAGUUGGUUAGAGAAGUGUUUAAGAAACUUGAGGAGCAAGGCAAUGUUGAAGGGGCAGAGCAAUUAUUGAUCAUUCUACGAAAAGCUGGUCAUUUGAGUACUGAGAUAUAUAAUUACCUGCUACGAACUUAUGCAAAAGUUGGUAAAAUGCCACUUAUUGUAGCAGAGAGGAUGGAGAAGGACAAGGUUGAGUUGAAUGAGGAGACUCGUAAGCUCAUAAAACUAACUAGUAAGAUGUGUAUCAGUGACGUUUCUACUAAGUUUUCUUGAGUGUCAAAUGAAAGAGUUUAUGUUUUGUUUGGUGGUGCCAUUAAAAGCUAAUCAUGUACAUCCAUCUUGUUUUUUAUGCUGCAAGUAAAUUCUCUUAAGAGUUUGAUUUGUAUA